Necator americanus (New World hookworm) is the source of this 2292-nucleotide messenger RNA. RefSeq lists its product as uncharacterized. The record is from RefSeq and is a predicted model, not a curated record. The transcript is spliced from 20 exons. Gene Ontology annotation, molecular function: 3',5'-cGMP-stimulated cyclic-nucleotide phosphodiesterase activity; protein binding. Gene Ontology annotation, biological process: signal transduction; negative regulation of receptor guanylyl cyclase signaling pathway. Lineage: Eukaryota; Metazoa; Nematoda; Chromadorea; Rhabditida; Ancylostomatidae. The coding region runs from base 1 to 2292 and encodes 763 amino acids.
AUGUUCCCACCUAUACGGAGACAAAAAGAGGCUCACUCUGCAUCGUCCAACCGCUUCUCUUCUUAUCGUCGUCCGUCGUUGAGUCCUGAUCAGAGAAUGGUGGAUAUGACAGAGGAGCGCGUUGUGCAAUAUCUCAGGGAUAAUCCAUCAGUGCUCGAGAACUACGUCACUGGUCCUAACAUCUCGUCUGACACGUUCCAAAAAUGGAUGCAUCGACGUAAUAACUGGAAUCACUUACGAAGAGAUGCAAGAAGAAUUUUUAAUGGAGCGUGGGGGUCAGAAGAUCUCGAGUCCAGACGCCGUAUUAUCCUGGACCACGGAGACGAUCAGGUCCGGAUUCUAUAUGAAUUGGCGCAAUGUUGUGCUCAAAUCGCCAACACCGACCUCUGCGAAUUAUUUGUCCAGAACGAGGAGGGCGUUUUUCUUGUCUACAAGGAAAUGGGCGAGAAGCCACAAAUUAAAUGUCGUAAAGUGAAACGCGCUCGUAGAAAUCCUAUGCAUCUACAGAAGUUGAUCGAUAUCGACGAAGGAAAUAUUGGAGAAAUCCACUUCAAUACGCCUGUCUCAGAACGGGACCGACAAAUCAUCAAUGUGAUUUGUACGUGGGCUGCAGCUUCACUGCACUAUGCGCAGGUAGCUGCUCAACUUGAGCGAACAGGUAGCAGCUCGGAAAUUUUUGCUCGACAACGACGUCUUAACCAGUUUCUCCUUGACGUCGCGAAAAGUAUCUUCCAGGAUAUCGUCUCCAUGGACACGGUGAUAAUCAAGGUUAUGAACUUCGCUGCAAAACUGGUCGAUGCGGACAGAGCAUCGUUGUUUCUUGUUGACAACAAAAAUCAUGAGCUCUACGCCAGAAUAUUCGACAUUGGUAAAGGAAGCGAGGAACUGGAGAAGAUUAACAAGGAAGGACAUAAGGAAAUUCGGUUCAGCAUGAAUCGAGGAAUAGCAGGGCACGUGGCUUCAACUGGCGAGGGACUCAAUAUAGAGGAUGCCUACGAGGAUAGCAGGUUUAAUCCUGAAGUGGACUCAAAGACUGGAUACACUACAAAAACUAUUCUUUGUAUGCCGAUAUUCAUUCGUGGCAAUGUAAUUGGCGUCGUGCAAAUGGUGAACAAACACGAAGGUGUAUUCACGAAAGCCGACGAGGACAGUUUUGAGGUGUUCGCUGUAUAUUGCGGAUUAGCACUGCACCACGCUAAACUCUACGAUAAAAUCAGAAGAUCUGAACAGAAAUAUCGCGUCGCUUUGGAAGUUCUCGCUUAUCAUAGCGUGUGUAAUAAAGAUGAGGUGGCUAAGCUACAAAAGAUGGAGAUCAGGGACCGAGUGGAAGAGCUUGAGACCUUUGAAUUCAACUAUUUGCGUAUGUCGGAGCUGGAGAAGCCACUGUACGCAAUCGCUAUGUUCAAAACAUUAUUCCAGGAGCAAUUCCGUUAUGAUCGCGACGACUUGAUUCGUUUUGUUCUCACUGUGAGGAAGAACUAUCGACGAGUGGCGUAUCAUAACUGGGCGCAUGGAUGGUCCGUAGCUCAUGCCAUGUUUGUUUUGUUAAUGCAUACAUCUCGUGACAUCUUCAACACUCACGAGGCACUAGCGCUGUAUGUGUCGUGUCUGUGUCAUGACUUGGAUCAUCGUGGAAAAAACAACGCCUACAUGAAAUCAAUGAUGACACCGUUGGCUAGUAUUUAUACGACAUCUGUAAUGGAGCAUCAUCACUUCAAUCAAACGGUGACCAUCCUUCAACAAGAUGGUCAUAAUAUCCUGAAAACAAUGAACUCAUCCGACUAUAAACAAGCGUUGUCCCUCAUCAAGCACUGCAUCCUCGCCACCGAUCUCGCGCUAUUCUUCACUAACAAAGCAGAACUUAACAAAAUCCUCGACAGCGGCAAAUACGAUAUCCAUGACGAGCAUCACCGGAGACUGACUCAAGCGAUUUUAAUGACCGGUUGUGACCUGAUCGCUUCCGCUAAGCCAUGGUACAUUCAGACGGAGACCGUGAAGGUCAUAUUCGAGGAGUUCUACGAGCAGGGUGACGCUGAACGACAGAACGGACGUGAACCGAUCGCAAUGAUGGAUCGUAACAAGGCACAUGAACUUCCCCAGAUGCAGGUAGGAUUUAUGCGUGGUAUUUGUCUGCCAUGUUAUGAACUAGUCGCUAAAGUGAUUCCGGAUGCAGCGUUUCUGAGGGAUCAGUGCGAGUACAACGCUAAGAAAUGGGAGGAGUUGGCAGCCGAACAAGCGGAAUUAAACAAACAAAAAACUGAAGAGACAACAAUCGAGGAAGGAAAGGAGUGA